AUGCGCAGAAUCACUUGGCAGCCGAGUCGCGAACUCGAUCCGCAGUUCCAGUUGGGCUGGUAUUGGGAUUGGAAUGGGGAUUGGGUGCCCGUUGCCCAGAUCGUGCAACUUUGGGGAACCUGGUCUGUGUUGCAACACCUUCUUUCCGAGGAGCCACAGAGCGAUCACGUCACGAGUUUUCCCGGCGAGGUGGAGAGGAGAAGGUUUUUUAGCCUCAGCACAUUUGAUAUUAUUUUCCUUGCUCCGAUUGUUUUGGUUGUUGGAUUUGCCUUUACGAUAAAACUGAUGGCCGACGUGGAAUACAUUCAUUUAGCACUGCUGGCCAUUCUGGCCAUACCACUUAGCUGUAUGUAUCUGUUUGUUUUUAAGAUAAAAAAUUUUGUAACGGCCUGGAGAUCUUUAAAAUUGUUUUGGAUGAUAGGACACAUUUUGCUUUUGACAUUUCUAACAGGACCAACAAUUAUGGCGGAAAACAGUUCAGAAAGUUUAUAUUUCAUUCAUCACCAACGUGAUUAGCUGAAAAUUUGAUGCCAAACUUCUAGUGAAUGAAAAUCAUCGGAAAGUUUGCCGCUGGCGAGCUUCGCUAAUAAGACACAUUGUCUAGCCAAAGGAUCUGGUCGAACCGAAAGGCGACCGUUUUGGCUUGUUUCAUAAAAUUAGUUUGGGAAUAGCCUGCUUUGGACUUUUUGCUGGAAUAUGUCUUCUGAUGGGUG
Molecule: messenger RNA, 713 nt
Organism: Drosophila suzukii
Lineage: Eukaryota; Metazoa; Arthropoda; Insecta; Diptera; Drosophilidae
Source: RefSeq, a predicted model, not a curated record